Messenger RNA from Maudiozyma saulgeensis, 4332 nucleotides. The record is from the annotation of a GenBank genome assembly. NCBI's taxonomy places the organism in Eukaryota, Fungi, Ascomycota, Saccharomycetes, Saccharomycetales, Saccharomycetaceae.
AUGGACGAGAGUACAGAACAUCGUGUGAAGGAGAGCAACGAUAAUGUUGUGAAUGACGACAUUGACGGCAAGGCCCCAAGCAGUGAAGAAGAAGGGGAGGAUGUUUUCGAUUCCUCUGAAGAAGACGACAAUUUAGAUGAUGAUGAAGAUGAAGCCAGAAAGGUGAAAGAAGGAUUCAUUGUUGAUGAUGAGGACGAAGAAGAUGGUACAAUCUCUAGAAAGAGAAGAAAGCAUAAGCGUAGAAAUAGAGAAGAUGAGGAUGAUCGUUUAUCAGAAGAUGAUCUUGAUUUAUUGAUGGAAAAUGCUGGUGUUAAACGUACUACUGAUAGCUCUUCUGGUAAACUUAAGAGAUUAAAGAGAGUCGAAGGUAAAGAGGAUGAAUCUCCGGAAAAUGAGAAAAUUCAACAGAAAACUAGCUCUACGUCUCAAUUAGAUAACAUGUUUGAAGAUAUCGAUGAAGAAACUGCGUCCCAAGGUAGAAGAGGAAGUGAUUCCGAAUUAGAAGAUGAUGAAGAUGACGAAAUUCGUAAUGAUAGAAGAGUUGGGAGAAGUGGUGCUCCAAAAGCCGGUAUUAUGGAUGAAUUGGAUGAUUUUAUUGAAGAAGAUGAAUUCUCUGAUGAAGAUGAAGAGACAAGAGAGAGAAGAUUGGAAGAAAGAAGGUUACAAAAACAACAAAGAAUGAAUGCUCCAACUCAAAUAUCGGGUCUUUCCUCUGAUAAAAUUGAUGAAAUGUAUGAUAUCUUUGGGGAUGGUCACGACUAUGAUUGGGCAUUGGAGAUUGAAAAUGAAGAGAUGAAUGAAAACAAUGUUGUUGGUGGAGAAGAAGGUGACGAAGUUGAUGAGAAUGGUAUCCCUGUACAGACAAAGAAGACUGCCGACCUACAAGAUAUCUAUGAUUUAGAAGAUUUGAAACAAAAUUUACUUACAGAGGAAGACAUGUUGAUAAGGAAGACCGAUCUUCCAGAAAGAUUCCAAGAACUCAGAACAGAUAUUCAAAAUUAUGGUACUUUAUCUGAACAGGAUCAAGAAUUAGAAAAGAAAUGGGUCGCCGACAAGAUUGCCGUAAAUAAAAACUUUGAUGCUCAAUACGAUAUGACUGAAUUUAGAGAAUCUAUUGGUAAUGCAAUUAGAUUUAUUACACAAGAUAAUCUUGAAGUACCAUUCAUAUAUGCUUACCGUCGUAAUUAUAUUUCUUCCAGAGUAAGUGGUGGGUUUGUAUUAAGUGAAGAUGAUUUAUGGGAGAUCAUUACACUGGAUUUGGAAUUCCAGAGUAUCAUCAGUAAGAGAGAUUAUGUCAAGAAAUUUUAUGAAGAACUAAAUAUUCAUGAUAGUGAUAUCGAAGAUUAUUUCCAAGGUCAAAACAGUGCAUCUACCGCUGAAUUGAAUGCUCUUCAAGAUAUUCAUGACUUCUUAGAAUUUAGAUAUUCCCAGGAAAUUAACAAGACCAUAUCAGGUAAUGAAGAACAUUCUGGUAAAAGACAUUUAAAAAAUUCUAGUUACGAAAAGUUCAAGAACAGUCCCUUAUAUCAUGCUGUUAGCGAAAUUGGUAUUACAGCCGAUAAGGUAGGUGAAAAUUUAAGUUCGUUACAUCAAAUCAAUACUCCGGUAGAUCAUCAAUCUUUGAAACCAUACGAAGUUAUUGAAUCCAUUGUUCAGGAAAAUCCAUCUGGAUUACAAAUUUUCUCUACAAAUAUGAACCUGGCUGUAGAGACAGUGAGAAAAUACUACUCAUUGGAGUUAUCUAAGAAUAUCAAGAUUAGAGAAAAGGUUAGAUCUGAUUUUUACAAAUAUUAUUUGAUUGAUGUUGUGUUGACAAAGAAAGGUAAAAACGAAAUCCAAAGAGGAUCUUUAUACGAGGAUAUCAAAUAUGCGAUCAACAGAACACCAUUACAUUUCCGUAGAGAUCCAAAUGUGUUCUUAAGGAUGUUAGAGGCAGAAUCAUUGAAUUUAAUGACCUUAAAGAUCCACAUGUCCUCUCAAGAUCAAUACACAGAUCACUUAUUCCAGAUUGUUUUAGAAACCACGAAUACAUCAGAAUUAGCCACUGAAUGGAACAACUUCCGUAAAUCGGCAUUCAAAGAAGCAAUGAACCAAAUUUUCUUUGAUAUCUCUAGUGAAAUUAAGGAAGGUUUGACUAAGACAUGUCAAAAAUUGGUCGCUCUUACAGUUCGUCACAAGUUUAUGGCUAAGCUUGAUCAAGCUCCUUACAUUCCGAAUAUAAAAGAAUCGAAGAUUCCACGUAUCCUAACAUUAUCAUGUGGUCAAGGUAAGUUUGGGGCCGAUGCUAUUAUUGGUGUCUUUGUUAAUCGUAAAGGUGAGUUUGUAAAGGACUUCAAGAUUGUGGAUAAUCCAUUUGACAGAUCCCGUCCUGAGGCCUUUGAAGACACAUUGGAAAAUAUUAUAUCUACUUGUCAACCUAACGCCAUUGGUAUUAAUGGUCCAAACCCAAAGACUGAAAAAUUCUUCAAAAAGGUUCAGGAUAUUAUUCAAAGAAAACAAGUUGUGGAUAGUAAGGGUAACUUGAUUUCUGUAAUCUAUGUCGAAGAUGAGACCGCUCUGCGUUUCCAAAAUUCUAAGAGAGCACAGGAAGAAUUCUCUAAUAAAGCACCAUUGAUCAAAUAUUGUAUUGGUCUUGCCCGUUAUAUGCAUUCCCCAUUAUUAGAAUAUGCAAAUUUGUUACCCGAAGAAUUGAAAUCUUUAGCAAUCCAUCCACAUCAAUCAUUAUUACCUAAAGAAAUUUUAGCCCACGCUUUAGAAUCUGCAUUUGUUGAUAUUGUCAACUUAGUUGGUGUUGAUGUAAAUAAAGCUACUGAUAACGACUACUAUGCUACUGUACUAAAAUAUGUUUCAGGUUUCGGUAAACGUAAAGCUGCUGAUUUUCUGCAAUCUUUACAUAGAUUGAAUGAACCAUUACUAGCUCGUCAGCAACUAAUUACCCAUAAUAUCUUACACAAGACAAUAUUUAUGAACUCAGCUGGGUUCCUGAAUAUUUCUUGGAAUGAAAAGAGACAAAAAUAUGAGGAUUUGGAGCAUGAUCAACUUGAUAGCACAAGAAUUCAUCCUGAAGAUUAUCAUUUAGCCACAAAAGUUGCUGCAGAUGCGUUGGAAUACGACCCAGAUGCCAUUGCCGAAAAGGAAGACCAAGGUACAAUGAGUGACUUUAUAGAAUACCUAAGAGACGACCCAGAUCGUAGAACAAAAUUAGAGUCUUUGAAUUUGGAGUCAUAUGCCGAAGAAUUGGAGAAGAAGACUGGACAAAGAAAAUCAAAUAAUUUGAGCACAAUCAUAUUGGAAUUGCUUCAUGGUUUCGAAGAACUAAGAAAUGAUUUCCAUCCUUUACAAGGUGAAGAAAUUUUCCAUAGUUUAACGGGUGAAACUGAGAAGACAUUUUACAAAGGUUGUGUCAUUCCUGUUAAAGUUGAAAGAUUUUGGCAUAAUGACAUUAAAUGUAUUACAAAUUCCGGUGUUGAUUGUAUUGUUAAUGCGCAAAGACAUGUAGGUGCCCAAAUUCAAAGAGCUGCUAACGAAAUAUAUGAAAUUGGUAAGACAUAUCCUGCUAAAAUUAUAUUUAUUGACUAUAGUGAGAUAUCUGCUGAGGUGUCUCUAUUGGAAGAAGAUGUCGAACAUGAAUACGUCCCAAUCAGUUAUAGCAAAGAUCCAUCUGUAUGGGACUUACAACAAGAAUUGAAAGAUAACGAAGAAGAAAAGAAAAUAUCGGCAGAAAGAGCUCGUGCUAAAAGAGCACAUCGUGUUAUUAAUCACCCUUACUAUUUCCCAUUCAACAGUAAGCAAGCGGAAGAUUAUUUGAGAUCCAAGAACCGUGGUGAUUUCGUCAUUAGACAAUCAAGUCGGGGUGAUGAUCAUCUUGCUAUUACAUGGAAAUUAGAUAAAGAUCUAUUUGAACAUAUUGAUAUCAAGGAGUUAGAAAAGGAAAAUCCAUUAGCAUUAGGUAAGGUUCUUGUUGUUGAAAAUCAAAGAUAUCAUGAUUUAGAUCAAUUAAUUGUUGAAUAUUUGCAAAAUAAAGUCAGAUUAUUGAAUGAGAUGACUUCAAAUGAGAAAUUCAAGUCCGGUACACCAAAGGAAGUUAUCAAAUUCAUUGAAGAUUACUCUAAGGUUAAUCCUAAGAAAUCAGUGUAUUAUUUUAGUUUCAAUUAUGAACAUCCAGGGUGGUUCUUUAUCAAUUUCAAGAUCAAUGCAAGUGGUAAACUUUAUACAUGGAACGUUAGAUUGACCAACACUGGUUUUUACUUAGUUAACUACAAUUAUCCAAGUGUUGUUCAACUUUGUAACGGUUUCAAGACAUUAUUGAAAUCAAACAGAAAUAGAGCAUAA